Scatophagus argus is the source of this 4035-nucleotide messenger RNA. It is a transcript of the gene srbd1, whose product is annotated as S1 RNA binding domain 1. The record is from RefSeq and is a predicted model, not a curated record. Gene Ontology annotation, molecular function: mRNA binding; structural constituent of ribosome. The transcript is spliced from 21 exons. Lineage: Eukaryota; Metazoa; Chordata; Actinopteri; Scatophagidae. Gene Ontology annotation, biological process: translation; nucleobase-containing compound metabolic process. Bases 144 to 3215 code for a protein of 1023 amino acids.
CCCAACAAAAGAGGAAGAAGAAGAUUAAGUCGCACUAUUGGAUGAUAUCAUUGGUUGAAUCCAUACUGUUGUAGGAAGAAGGCAUCUCCAGUCAGCAACGAUUUCUCACAGAUAACCGACAAAUAAUUAAAGUAUUUUCAAAGAUGAUACGAAAACCCCGAGCAACAACCGUCAAAUCUGUAAACUACAGAGACAUGGACUCAGACCUGUCAUUUUCCCACACACUGAGUAGUGAAGAAGAUAAUGACGAAUGGAGGCCACCAGAGCCAAAGCCAAAGGCCCCUGGCAAGACUGGAGUUGAUCCUGCAGAUGCAGAAAAAAAAGCACCUGCUAAGAGAACUGUUAAAACAAAUGAGCAAAAAGCACCUAAACAACCUAAAGCUCCCAGAGUGGCUAAGAAUCCUAAGCCAAGGGCACCACGGAAACCUACAGCAGAGAACAAAAGGGUGGCAGCUAAAAUCCUGAAGGAUUUUGUGACACCUGGGUUAGCUGGAAGAAAGAGGAAAACAAAUGAUGUGGACAAAAAGGAUGAUAAUGCUAUAGAAGACAAAGGAGAAAAACAAACAGAUUGUCCUGAGGGAGAAACAGCUGAAGAGAGUGGGCCAAGUAUCAGAGUGAAGCAAGAGAGGCUGUCAUUUAUUGUGUCAGAAGCCCAUCAGACAGAUGGAUGGGGAGGUGAGGGGUCGUCACUUGCUAGGUUUGGAGCAAAGAAAGAGGAAGUGGAGGAGGAUGAUUUCACUUUUGAUGAGCCCUGUCAAAAGAAACAGAAGACCACUGGUGCCUGCCUGGGAAAACCAGCUGCUGUACUAUCAUCAGAAGCCCAAGCUCUGACAAAUGAACUCAAUAUGAGCUGGGACUUGAUAGAGGUGCUGUCCACACUGACAUGCGUGGAGCGAUGGGUUUGUGCAAAUAUCAUUAUGCUGCUUCGUGAGGAUAAUACGGUACCCUUCAUGGUGCGAUACCGCAAGGACAUGAUUAACCACAUGGAUGCAGAUGCUGUCAGAGAUGUGCAGCUGGUUUAUGAGGAGUUAUGCUCGCUGUCUAAGAAAACACAGUCUGUGAUUCAGACCUUGAAGAAAGAUGGGGUUUUGACAUCUGAGCUGGAGCAAAACUUGAGGAGCUGCCGAUCAGCUGAUGAACUGGAUCAUGUGUAUUCUCCCUAUAAGAAAGGCAGUAAGCUGACGAAGGCUCGCAGGGCCAAAGCACUUGGCCUUGAGGCGGCCGCCACUGCACUGAUAGAAACACCACACACUCUGGAAUUAAGGUCAUGGGUAAAACCUGGUACUGAAGGUCUAUCAUCAGUGGAAGAAGUGGCUACAGGGGUGGAGCACAUCUUGGCUGAUAUGAUCGCCAAAGACCCUGAGACACUGACCUACGUGAAAACACUGUGUGAAAGCAGCUUUGUAACCCUCCAGUCUUCUGUGUCCAAGUCAGCGCUAAAGGAGAAAGAGCAGGAAAAAUCUGUCCAAAGUCACAAAAAACCAGGGGCCCAGCAAAACAAAAGCAAGGAUGUUGACAAGUUCCACCUCUACUUUGAUUUCACCUGCAGCAUCCAACGCAUCCAGGCCCAUCAGACCCUGGCUAUUAACCGAGGGGAGAGUCUGAAGAUUUUGACAGUGAAGGUGAACAUUCCCGACAGGGUGAAGAGUGACUUCACCAGGUGGUGCAUCAACAACAGGUGGAGGCCAAGGACUUUUGCAAGAGAGGAGCUUCGUGUAAUCAUCAGGAAUGCAGUGGAGGACUCUUAUAAAAGACUUAUUCUGCCUUUCCUUACCAGGAGUUACAGGACCAAACUGACAAGUGCAGCAGAAAAAGAGUCGAUCGCCAUGUUUGUGCGGAACCUUCGGCAGCGCCUGUUGGUUUGUCCAGUCAGGGGCUGUGUCAUUAUGGGGGUGGACCCUGGCUUUAAACAUGGCUGUAAGCUGGCAGUUCUCUCCCCCACUAGUCAGAUUCUACAUGCUGAUGUUGUGUACCUGCACAGUUCAGGCCAGAAAAGAGAAGCAGACAAACUACGCCACCUCAUGAUCAAACACAGCUGCACCAGGGUUGUCAUUGGCAACGGGACAGCAUGUCGGGAGACUGAGUCCUUUUUCGCUGACCUCAUCUCCAAGCGCUAUUUUCACCCCCUGGACGUGUCUUACUGUAUAACCAAUGAGGCAGGAGCAUCCAUUUACAGUGUGAGUCCUGAAGCGGUCAAAGAGAUGCCAGACUUGGACCCCAAUCUUAGGAGUGCAGUGUCCAUUGGAAGACGAGUCCAAGAUCCACUGGCUGAGCUUGUGAAGAUUGAUCCUAAACACAUAGGGAUUGGAACAUACCAGCAUGAUGUGUCAACCGGAGCACUGAAGGCAGCGCUGGACGGAGUGGUGCAGGAAUGCGUGAGCUUUGUGGGAGUGGACAUCAACAUCUGCUCCGAGACGCUGAUGAGGCAUGUAGCAGGCCUAAAUGUCGGCAGGGCGAGGAAUAUUGCAGAGUGGAGAGAGCAGAAUGGUCCCUUCAUCAACAGGGAGCAGCUCAAACUGGUCAAAGGAAUGGGGCCCAAGUCCUACCAGCAGUGUGCUGGCUUCAUUAGAAUCAACCCACAAACCAGUGCCAGAUACUCGGCUCACGCUGGUCCAGCAGUGCCAGAGAAACCAGUGGCGAAGAAGUGCAAAGGAAAGACUUGUGUCAACAUACCAACCUCAUUUAACCCUCUGGACCAGACCUGCAUACACCCAGAGUCUUACCAUGUGGCACAGAGAUUUCUGUCCAGCGUGGGUGGGAGAGCAGACCAGAUCGGGAGUGCAAGCCUUCGAGAAUGUGUUGAGAGGAAGGUCAGGAGCAGCAGUGUCGAGGAACUGGCCAGGACAGUGGACACCACGUCCGAGACCCUCAAACUCAUCAUAGAUGGCCUCACGCAGCCCCCAGGGUUUGACAUACGACAGAAUUUUGGCAAGGCGGACUUUAAGCGGGGUAUUGUGUCGAUGAGUGAUCUGCAGGUGGGUGCAGUGCUGACGGGCCGGGUGGACAACACAGCUCUGUUUGGGGCUUUUGUAGAUAUCGGUGUUGGCCGCUCAGGCCUCAUCCACAAGAGCAACAUCACUCUGGACAAACUGCCAGUCAGCCAGCGCCGCCGCAGCCUAGCUCUGGGACCCGGGGAACGGGUGGAGGUCCGGGUCCUGAAUGUGGACCCUCAGAGGGGACGGAUCGGCCUGGACCUGAUCAGGGUCCUCCAAUAGAGUCAGUUAAUUCCCACAAGUAAUACUCAGUGAUUUGACAGGAUAUGGCAUUUCAACAGGCAGCCUGUUGUGUUUAUAGAAAUGUCCCCUUUAAAUUUUAAAUUAAAAAAAAAAUAUUUUAAAUUCAACUCAGAAGUGUUGCUACAAGUCCAGUUAAAUCAAACCAAAGUUCUUCACAGUUACAUUAAUGGCUGGGAGACUUCCUCUCUGCCUGAUGUCAUUUUGUCAGGCAGCACUUACUUGCUCCCUGUGUGACUGAACACUAAACCUAAUUACCUACUUCAAGCUUCAAAAUAACCCUUUUUGUUUGCCAACCUUGUGGUGAGCUAUCUGCAGACACACACUGCUGCUUACUGGUUAUUAUAGGAGACUGUGAUGAGACAGUUUAUUGAGAGGGAACCCGUAAUUAUUUGCACUUUAACAGUAGUGCAGAGAGCUUCAUACUUGAGCUACUAUUAUUUAUUUUCUAUAAAUAUAAUAAAUAUUGUUGUUAUUAUGUAAUAAAUAUUGUUCACAUGCUUAGACAUGCAUUCAACUCUUCAAGAAAUAUUUUGUUUUGUACUGUUCAAGUCGUUUUUGUAUCUUAGCUACUUAAAGCAGAUUUUGUUUACUGAGUUUACUUGAACAAGCCAACUGAAGGAGUCAUGAAAACAUUCUAAAUUGUAAAAAUACUUGCAGGUGCAGGUGAAAUUUUGACAUUAAAAAUGUCUCCUAUAUGCCUUGAUGUACUUUUUCCUCAAAAUUAAGAAUUCAGCAUAUUACGCACUGAACAGCGUGGUCUGAUUCACAUGGAACAGGACUGGCACGGAUGACAAUGGGA